AUGGCCAUAGCAAGGCAGCUCCAUCCUCCUGCUGGGGGGAAUGCGGUCCUUCUUUUCGGUUGCCAAUGGCUUUCCUUUGACGCUGAUGACUUCCGUCAGCUCCGCACUACUGUCCUUGAUAAUCCGGAGUAUCACUGGAUGUUAGACGUGCUUGCUGAGCUACCCAGAUAUUACCGGUUGGCCUCCACGGAACAUCUUCCAUCGUUGCAAUGCAUUUCCGGGGAACAAAAGCUGCGAGAUCUCGAACGAUGGUUUCGAUGCGAUGACCUCAGUACGGCAAAGUUUCCGCUGGCGUAUAUUCAGCUCGCCCCGUUGCUGAUGAUGACCCAUUUCACGCAGUAUGGACAGUAUCUGCGUUUCACACAUCCUCAGUACGUGGAAGACGGUACUAUCACCACCGAUGAAUCCCCCGUGGUGGAGAUCGUUGGAUUCUGCAUUGGAUUCCUUAGCGCUGCGGUUGCUUCAGCAGCGGACACAAGGGAUCAGUUGCAAGCUCUCGAGGCUGUGGCGAUGCGUUUAUCGAUGCUGUUAGGGGCAAUCGGGGACAUGAAGGAAUUUGAAGAAGGGUACACAUCGUUAGCAACGAUGUGGAAAACCCCCGAGCUUGAAGGUCGUCUGCCGGAACUACUCCACGCUCAUCCAGGGUCAUAUAUCACGGUCCGUUAUGAUGAAAAUCGCGUUACUGUUAUGACCCGACGGCAAAGUGUGGCCUCUCUGCAACACGCCCUACAAUCUGCCGGCUUCUCUGCAAAUCGCGUGGACUUCAAUGGGCGCUACCAUUGGCCUGGUCAUCAAGAUACUUUGCCAGCUUUGUUCUCACUGUGUGACGCGCACUGUGAACUCCAGCUUCCAGACGCAAAGAGUCUUGUGCGUCCGCUGAGAGAAAAUACUACUGGAGAGCCAGUACGCUGCGGACCACCAUUACACCAGCUUGUCCUACGCGCCGUUCUAGCUCAGCCUUGUGUCUGGUUGAAGACUUUUUCCUCCGUACAUCAGGCCUAUCUCACCAACCCUGAGUCCAUUGUUAUAGAGUUUGGUCCAGAACGGUGUGUUCCACCGACAUUCCUUCCCCAGCUACCUCAAGGAGUCGUCCACUUUGCAGACCUGGACCUUUCCCAAACCCUAAGUCGCGACCAUGAACUCUCUGGUCGCCCACCAGCAGAGACCGAUAUCGCCGUUGUCGGAAUGGCCUGUCGUGUUGCUGGAGCAGAUGACCUCAAUGAGUUCUGGCAGCUACUUUGCAAAGGCGAAUCCCAACACCGUGAAAUGCCCCGGGAGCGACAUGCCGAUUACGAAACGCCCUGGCGCCCGGACGCAAGCAAGAAGCCCUGGUUUGGAAACUUUGUGCGCGAUAUCGACGCCUUUGAUCAUAAGUUCUUCAAGAAGGUACCAAGAGAGGUUAUUUCCCAAGAUCCGCAGCAACGUCUCAUCCUCCAGGUUGCAUACCAAGCUCUUGAGCAAGGGGGAUAUUUCACGCACCCUCUUCCUACUUCCAAGAACAUAGGCUGUUAUAUUGCCUCUUGCACUGUCGACUACGAACACAACGUGAACUGUUACCCUGCAUCUGCGUACGCGGCCACGGGUUUACUACGCAGCUUUCUGGCCGGUAAACUCUCGCAUUACUUUGGCUGGCGCGGCCCGUCACUUUGCAUCGAUACUGCAUGUUCCGGUUCCGCUGUUGCAUUGCAUCAUGCCUGCCGAGCAAUUAUGAAUGGAGACUGCACUGCCGCCCUGGUAGGUGGCGCGAAUGCAAUCACCAGUCCGCUGGCAUAUGACAACCUUGCUGGGGCAUCGUUUCUGUCGCCCACGGGAGCCUGUAAGCCUUUCGAUGCCAAUGCCGAUGGAUACUGUCGCGGGGAGGGGUUCGCUGCAAUUUACAUUAAAAAGCUCUCGGACGCCAUUGCAGAUGGCGAUCCCGUCCUAGCAACCAUAGCCGGGACAGCUGUGGAACAGAAUGACAAUUGUACACCCAUUGUUGUCCCCGAUGCGCCGUCCCUAGCCGGGCUUUUCGAAAAGGUGACCCGGUGCGCGAGGCUAUACCCAAGAGAUAUUACAGUUGUUGAAGCACACGGUACAGGCACGCAGGCGGGUGACCCGGCGGAAUACCGGGGCGUGCGUGAGGUACUUGGUGGGCCAAGGAGACCAGGGAAACUAGCUUUGGGGUCGGUGAAAGGGCUAGUAGGCCAUACGGAGGGAGUCUCUGGCAUGAUUGCCUUGUGCAAGGUUGUAUUGAUGAUCCAAGAAGGGCAGAUCCCACCACAGCCCGGGUUUCACUCCCUGAAUCAACAUAUAAAAGUCUCCCCUGACGACCAUAUCGACAUUGCCACAACCUUGAAGUCAUGGGACUCUGGAUUCCGAGCUGCCUUGAUCAACAAUUAUGGUGCUUGCGGAUCAAAUGCGUCCAUAGUCCUGACUCAAGGGCCGAAAAGUAUUGUCGAGGUAACUGGCGGCGUACACGAUAAUGAUGUACCGUUACCGUUUCGAUUCUGCGCCUCCGAAAAGGCUCGCUUGCAGGCGUAUGCUGUGAAGUUUCGUGAAUUCCUCGCUCAUCAGACAGAGACAAAGGGCGUGUCCUUGGCGAAUCUCGCUUUUCAUGUCGCUCGACAGUCGAAUCCGAGUUUGAACUGCCAGGGUGUCUUUUGUGCGAAGUCUCUAACACAAUUGGACUCCACGUUAGCAGCCUUAGGAGAUGGAGACGAGAAACCUCUUGUACGGGUACAAAAGACUGUUCGACCAGUCAUCCUUUGCUUUGGCGGGCAAGUAGGCAGAUGUGUCGGCAUUGAUCGAAGCUUAUACGAUGCUUUCCCCUUAUUCCGGUCUCACCUUGACGCAUGCGAUAGUCUUCUGACAGCCAUGGGGGAGAAGAGUAUUUACCCCGGAAUCUUUUCUGCAACACCCGUGUCCGACACUGUCCAGCUACAAACCCAGCUGUUCUCUCUGCAAUAUGCAUGUGCGCGUAGCUGGAUCGACUCUGGACUAAACGUCACAGCGGUUGUCGGGCACAGCUUUGGUGAAUUGACAGCGUUGUGCAUCUCGGGAGUGUUGUCUCUCCCUGAUGCGCUAACAGUGAUCCUCCGUCGGGCAGUCUUGAUUCGAGAUAGUUGGGGCCAAGAUCCGGGGGCAAUGCUCGCUGUCGAGGGCGAUAAAGCUGGCCUCAAACAACACAUGGAAGGCUCAGGCGCGAGUAUAGCCUGCUUCAACGGCCCAAGAAGCUUUACCAUCGCAGGACCCACUCGAGCUGUAGAUACGCUGCAAGAGACCUUGGAAAGUGACCCUAACGUUCGCGUUAAAAGGCUUAGUAUCACAAAUGCGUUUCACUGCUCCCUUGUUGACACCAUACUUCCGGCGCUAUAUCAAGUCACAGACGGUUUGAAAUUGAACACUCCGCGAAUAACCCUGGAGCGUGCCACUGCCAUGGCUGAGAACGGAAUUCCGCCAUCCACCGUUAUAGGAGAUCAUCUCCGCCAGCCCGUUCACUUUGAAGAUGCUGUUCGGCGCUUAGCCACUCAACACGGCCCUUCCGUCUGGCUGGAAGCAGGAUCAAAUUCCACGAUUGCCUCGAUGGUCCGGAGGGCACUGGACUCCAGUGGAUCAGAGCACGCGUUUCACUCACUGAAUAUGAGCACGGGUUCUUCGCUGCAGAGUCUCACAGACGCAACGAUCGGUCUAUGGAAGGACCGUAUCUCUUGUAUGUUUUGGGCCCACCACCCUCUGCAGAGCAGGGAAUACACCCCUCUCGUUCUCCCACCGUACCAGUUUGAAAAAUCUCGGCAUUGGCUGGAGAAUAAGCCGCUUCCCAUCACCGCUAGCUCUAUGAACGACAAAUCCGAAUCCCCAGAAGACGAGCCUCGCUUCUCCUUUGUCGGGUAUCAGGACUCUCUCCAGCGACGAGCUAAAUUUCUCAUCCACACAAAUCAUCCAUGGUAUAUCGAGUCUGUAUCGGGACAUUGCGCGGCAAAGACGGCACCGAUCGCGCCGGCAUCGCUGUUGCUUGAUUACGCUGUUGAGGCGUUAAGAUCGCUCCCCGACAACAAGGGAAGAAUCCCAAGUAUGCAUGAUGUGGGCAGCGAGGCGCCCUUGUGUCUGAAUCCUAAUCGAGAGGUGUGGUUAGAGUUGACCGCCGAGCCAGACAGCAAAUAUACCUGGAGUCUAAAGUUCCAAAGUCAAGAUCGCCAGCCUGGACCGGGCUGCUCCCUGCUACUACUGCACUGUACCGGACGGGUAACCAUGCACGAUCCCUCCGACGGAAAGCUGAAAGCGGAGUUUACGCGGUACUCCAGGUUGGUCAGCCAUUCGCGAUGCAAGGAGCUUCUCUCGGACCCGGAUGUGGACGAUAUUCUGCAAGGGCAGAACGUGUAUCGUACUUUCUCGGAGAUAGUGGAGUACUCCCAGCCCUAUCGCGGGGUCCAGAAGCUUGUUGGGAAGGGAAAUGAGAGUGCUGGCCGGGUCAUAAAACGAUACUCCGGACAGACCUGGGCCGAUGCCUUCUUGUGCGAUUCCUUCAGUCAAAUCGGCGGGUUCUGGGUGAAUUGCAUGACAGAUCGUCCGGACGACGAGAUCUACAUUGCCAGUGGGAUCGAACAGUGGAUGCGGUCCCCCCGCUAUGCAAAUCUCGAUACACCAAGGCCAGAUACUUGGGAGGUAUUCGCAAAACACCAACGAGCCGAUGGGUGGUACACAAGCGAUGUAUUCGUGUUUGGAGCCGAUGGAGAUCUCGCGGAGGUUUUUCUAGGGCUGCGAUAUUCUCGAGUAGCGAAGAAUCUCUUUAUACGACUAUUGGGGGGGUCAGUUCCGAAGCGAGAGGAAGGGCCAAAAGAAGAGAAGAGGCCGCAGGAGAAUUCUUCAUCCGCUGAUUUAGUCGAGCGUGUGAAAGCUGUUGUCGCGGAAUUCUGUGCCCUUGACCCCGAUGAAAUUCAGAAUGAUAGCCACUUGGCGAAUGCUGGGGUAGACUCGCUCAUGGCGAUGGAGCUCGCCCGCGAGUUGGAAGAGGCUUUCCAUCGCACGUUAUCCGUGGAGGAGUUGCUCGAGGCGGAGACAUUUGCAGAUCUAGUCCGCUGCGUACAGGCCGCUGUAGGUGUUGUUGUUCCCGAGAAUGGGAGCCUGUACAGCAUCGACAGUGCCACCGUCAUCUCUAGCACUAGCAGUGACCGGAAGCCCUCGAGUCCUACUGAGUCUCUCACCAGCGUUUCUGACACCGCUGACUUGAGCCUCCCAUUCGAAGUCAGUGUGGAAGCAUUUCGGGGGACAAAAGCCUUCACGGAUCGGUUCCUGGAAGAGAACCAGUGCAGCGGUCGUCUCCACGAGUUCACCCCGCUGCAAGUCAAGCUCUGCGUGGUUCUUACCCUUGAAGCGUUUGAGACUCUGGGAAGCAAUAUUCGGUCAGCUCAAGUUGGUGAGCGCCUUCGUCGCAUUCCCUUUGAUUCUCAACAUCAAUCUCUGGUCGACUAUCUCUACAAUCGCCUAGAAGAAGCCUGCCUCAUUAGUCUCGACGGGAUGACUGCCGUUCGUUCAGAAAUAUCGGCACCCACUGAAUCCAGCACCAGCAUCCUCAGCCAAAUCGAGAGCGAGUAUCCUGAAUAUGCCGGUGCCAGCAAACUCGCGUUCUAUACAGGUAGUCAGCUUGCUUCAGUACUGCGUGGUGAGCAAGACGGGCUGCAUCUGAUAUUCGGCACACCCGAGGGCCAGCAGCUAGUUUCGUGGAUGUAUGGGGAGGAGCCACACAACGUGGCCGGAUAUAAACUAAUGGCUGAGUAUAUCCGGCGAGUUGUAGAAAAGGUAGUUUCCUCUGCAGCAGGAGGGUGUGGGCCAUUGAAGAUCCUCGAAAUGGGUGCCGGCACAGGUGGCGGAACGAAGUGGUUUCUACCACUACUAGCUGCUCUCCCGGUCCCGGUUGAAUACACAUUUAGUGACAUCUCCCCGGCAUUUCUGGCACAGGCACGACGCAAAUUCAAAGAUUAUCCGUUUAUUCGGUACUGCGUUCAUGAUAUCGAGAAGCCGCCUGCGGCAGAGCUGCAGCGAACGCAGCACAUUAUCAUUGCAAGUAAUGCUGUACAUGCGACAUCGAACUUGCAAGAGUCCACGAGGAACAUGCGCCAGGCACUUCGUGCCGACGGAGUGUUGAUGAUGCUUGAGAUGACGCAGCCUGUGUUUGCGAUUGAUCUGGUGUUUGGACUAUUCCGUGGAUGGUGGGUCUUUAACGAUGGACGGACACAUGCAAUUACCAGCGAGAAACGCUGGGAGGAGGACUUGCAUGCAGCCGGAUACGGACAUGUCGACUGGUCUGAUGGAGAGUCGAAGGAGGUUAGUAUACAGCGGGUGAUUUUCGCCACUGCACAAGGGGAGCAAGGAGAGCGACUGCCUAGCCCUGUCUUGAAGCACAUUGAGAGGAUGCAGGUUGUAGAAAAGUAUGCCCAAAAAGCCAUCCAGGGGUUCACUGCUCCCGGAAUGUCCCUCCAUGAACAUUCCACUGAAUCAGACAAAACUUGUGUGUUAGUAACUGGUGCAUCAGGGAGUCUUGGUAGCCAUGUUGUCGCACACCUGGCGACCCUUUCAACCGUCGAUACCGUGGUAUGUUUGAAUCGGAUCUCCGGGGAGGAUCCAUUACGGCGACAGCAGAAGUCAUUUGCUGAAAAAGGACUAUCUCUUUCUGCCGCGGAGGAAGCUAAGCUAGUCGUACUGGAGGUCAACUCACAAUGCACAGAGCUAGGCCUUGCUCCCGAUCAAUACAAAUUCCUGCAGACCAGUGUGACGCACAUCAUACAUAACGCUUGGCCCAUGAACGGCGUAAUGCCUCUAUCCAGCUUCGAACCUCAGUUCCGUGUGCUACGGAACUUGCUGGAUCUGGCACGAGAUGCCGCGGAAAUGAGAGCUCGCCCUCUCAGGUUCGUGUUUGUUUCAUCAAUAGGAACCGUGGGAGGCGGAGGAGCACUGGAAAAACGAACUCAGAUUGAACAGGUAAUGGCGAACGGCUACAACGAGGCAAAGUUUGUCUGUGAGCGGAUGGUUCAAGAGACGCUGCAGCGAUAUCCCGAGAGGUUUCAAGCCACGGUAACACGGCCAGGCCAGAUUGCAGGCUCAGCUCAAACAGGAUACUGGAAUACACCGGAGCACUUCCCCGCCAUGGUAAAAUCUUCGCAAACACUCGGGGUAUUUCCUACGCUACAAGGAGAGAUGGGAUGGACCCCAGUGGACGUGGCAGCCCAUGUCUUGUCGGAGCUACUCCUGGCUGAGUCUGACCCUGAAGAAAUAUACCACAUAGACAAUCCAGUGGGUCAAAAUUGGAGCACUGUGGUAGGCAUAAUAGCAGAGGAGCUAAACGCGACGACGGUCCCUUUCAAGGAGUGGAUUCAGCGAGUGAGGCAGGAGGAGAGUAACAGAGGCGAGAAUCCUGCAAGAGUCAUGGCAAACUGGUUGGAUCAGAAUUUCGAGCUGAUGUCGUGCCGUGGAGGAUUGGAUACGCGCGUGGCGAGGAAGCAUUCGCGGACCCUACGCGAAAUGGAGAGAGUCGGAGAGGAGACGGUGAGGAAAUUCAUAGCCAAUUGGAGAGAAAGGAAGUUUCUCUCGUAA
Messenger RNA from Aspergillus ochraceoroseus IBT 24754, 7566 nucleotides. Its product is annotated as putative polyketide synthase. The record is from RefSeq and is a predicted model, not a curated record. The transcript has 2 exons. Gene Ontology annotation, molecular function: acyltransferase activity; phosphopantetheine binding. NCBI's taxonomy places the organism in Eukaryota, Fungi, Ascomycota, Eurotiomycetes, Eurotiales, Aspergillaceae. The coding region runs from base 1 to 7566 and encodes 2521 amino acids.